Molecule: messenger RNA, 6298 nt
Organism: Abrus precatorius (Indian licorice)
Lineage: Eukaryota; Viridiplantae; Streptophyta; Magnoliopsida; Fabales; Fabaceae
Product: 1-phosphatidylinositol-3-phosphate 5-kinase FAB1B
Exons: 11
Coding region: 348-5861 (1837 amino acids)
Biological process (GO): phosphatidylinositol phosphate biosynthetic process
Cellular component (GO): endosome membrane
Molecular function (GO): ATP binding; 1-phosphatidylinositol-3-phosphate 5-kinase activity; metal ion binding
Source: RefSeq, a predicted model, not a curated record
GAAUUUUAAAUUCAAGAUUUAAUAGGUUCAAUAAAGUUGGCAAUUGAUCUUUUUUUCUAAGUGUGGAUUUGUUCAUGAAGUUGUUUCCUAGGGUGGAUGGAGAACCACAAACCGCCUCGACAAGGUUGGGGAUUGUUUGUGGAUGUAGAAGAGUUGAAUUUCAGAUUCUGAGGGCUUGCGCCUGAGUUGUAACUUACGAGUGUAGUAGCUUAGGAUCUUUGAGAUAGAUUAUAUUUCUGUUGGGGUUCUAGUACUUUGUUUUGGAUUAGUUCCCUAUUCUGAACAUGGUCUGUUAGGAGUGGCAAAUGGAAAAGUCAUAAUGAGCAGGCAAACUAGAUUGUUUGUCAAUGGAUGUCGUGGACAAGACUUUUUCUGAUCUUGUCGGCAUUAUCAAAUCAUGGAUUCCCUGGCGAUCUGAGCCAGCAAAUGUGUCAAGGGAUUUUUGGAUGCCCGACCAGAGUUGUAGAGUAUGCUACGAGUGUGAUUCCCAGUUCACCUUAUUUAAUCGUAAACACCACUGUCGUCUUUGUGGACGAAUUUUCUGUGCCAAGUGUACAACAAAUUCAGUUCCUGCCCCAUUUAGCAGCCAAAGGAAUUCUUGGGAUGAGUUGGAAAAGAUUCGUGUGUGCAAUUAUUGUUACAAGCAAUGGGAGCAGGGUGUAGUUGCUUUGGAUAACAGUGUUCAGAUUUCCAAUCUGGAUCAUAGUACUUCGGAAUCAACUUCGAGCUUGGCUAGCAGUAAAACUAGUGCCACUGCAAUCAGUAGUAACAUUACUCUUUGCUCCAUGCCUUAUUCAGUUGGGUCUUACAAACAAGUGCAACAGGGUUCCGUUCUGAACUUGCAUCAAUCACCUGUGAAGGGAAAAGACAUUGAUAGGGAAGGUUUAUCAGCACUAGGAGGGAGGAAUGAUCUUGUAGCAGAUCUAGGUGAUCCAUUACCAAAGCAAUAUGAAUUCUCAAUAAACAGGAGUGAUGAUGAUGAGGAUGAGUAUGGUGUAUAUCAGUCAGAUUCUGAUAUGAGGCAUUAUCCUCAAGUGAAUAGCUACUAUGGACAAGCUGAGGUUGAUGGGAUAAGCAACAUUGAUGGCUCGCAGAAAGUGCAUCCUGAUGGAGAAAACAUUAAUGCAAAUCUCUCUUCAAACUACAGUUUUGACACACAGGGUUUAGAAGGAACCCCAGUUAUUGCAAAAAAUGAAGACGACCCUGAUAUCUGUGAUGAAAAUGAAGCACCUUCCUCAUUAUAUGUUUCAGAGGAUGUUGACACUGAACCCGUUGAUUUUGAAAAUAAUGGACUUCUCUGGCUCCCUCCUGAACCAGAAGAUGAAGAAGAUGAACGUGAAGCUAUUUUGUAUGAUGAUGAUGAUGACAAUGAUGUGAAUGCCAGUGGAGAGUGGGGAUACCUGCGCAGUUCAAGCAGUUUUGGAAGUGGGGAGUAUCGACACAGAGAUAGAUCAAGUGAGGAGCAGAAAAAUGUAAUGAAGAAUGUAGUUGAUGGGCAUUUUAGGGCAUUGGUAGCUCAGCUGUUACAGGUUGAAAACCUUACUGUUGAAGAAAAUGACAAAAAUAGUUGGUUGGAGAUUGUCACAUCCCUGUCAUGGGAUGCUGCUACUCUAUUGAAACCAGAUAUGAGCAAAAGUGGAGGGAUGGACCCUGCUGGUUAUGUGAAAGUUAAAUGCAUAGCAUGUGGGAACCGCUUUGAAAGUGUGGUGGUUAAAGGAGUUGUUUGCAAGAAAAAUGUGGCUCAUCGGCGAAUGACGUCAAAAGUAGAUAAACCUCGCUUGUUAAUCCUUGGAGGGGCUCUAGAGUACCAACGUGUUACCAAUCUCUUAUCUAGUGUCGAUACCUUAUUGCAGCAGGAAAUGGACCAUCUGAAGAUGGCAGUGGCAAAGAUAGCUGCACACCAGCCAAACAUUUUGUUAGUAGAGAAAUCAGUUUCGCGAUAUGCACAGGAAUAUCUUCUUGCUAAAGACAUUUCUCUUGUUCUCAAUGUCAAGAGACCACUUCUGGAGCGCAUAGCUCGUUGCACAGGCACUCAAAUAGUGCCUUCAAUUGAUCAUCUUUCAUCACAAAAGUUGGGUUACUGUGAAACAUUUCAUGUUGAAAAGUUUGUUGAAGACCUUAACAGUGCUGGUCAAGGUGGGAAAAAAGCAAUGAAGACAUUGAUGUUUUUUGAUGGCUGCCCAAAACCAUUAGGUUUCACCAUUUUACUUAGAGGUGCUGACAAGGAUGAACUGAAGAAGGUAAAGCAUGUGGUUCAGUAUGGAGUUUUUGCAGCUUACCAUUUGGCUCUGGAGACAUCUUUUCUUGCUGAUGAAGGAGUCUCCCUGCCAGAACUUCCAUUAAACAGUCUGGCCCUUCCAGAUAACCCAUCAUCCAUUCAAAGGUCCAUUUCAACAGUUCCUGGUUUCGGUGUUUCUGACAACGAAAAGCCUCAAGGGCAUGAACUUGACACCGAAGUACAGAGAACCAAAAGUGUCAUGAUUUCUGAUCUAGCCUCGUCAGCCUUCAGUACAGAACCUGAUGUGUCUAAUGGUGCUUCUCAAUCUAUGCCAUUUGAAUCAAGUCUCAAUCUUUCAACUGCCUUUCUCUCCUCCAUUGUUGCAUCAGGAAAUUCAAUUCCAGAAUCACACCAUGAUAAGCUUAUUUCGUGCACUAGUAGAGACAGAAAUGAAAUGGAGUCCAAAGACCCUCUAGCAGAAGAAACUUCUGUAGUGGACAACACACUGGGUGUCGGGGAUGAUCCUACAGUAAAUGACCCUGGAACUUUGGAGAAAUUAUAUCAAUGCAUUUCAGCUGACACUCCUCAAAACGGUCACAGUGAAGUCCCUACAAACCAGUUACAUGGGUCAGAAUCUUUCUCCCCAAAAGAUGGUCAAAACCAACCUGAGAUGCUUGGAAUCACAAUUGAAGAGCAAAUUCCCAUGAAAGAGGAAUUUCCUCCAUCACCCUCUGACCAUCAAAGCAUAUUGGUGUCUUUGUCCUCCCGAUGCGUAUGGAAGGGAACUGUGUGUGAGAGGUCCCAUCUUUUUCGAAUUAAAUACUAUGGAAGCUUUGAUAAACCAUUGGGGCGGUUUCUGCGGGACCAUUUAUUUGACCAGAGUUAUCGAUGUGAUUCUUGUGAUAUGCCCUCGGAAGCACAUGUGCAUUGCUAUACACAUCGACAGGGAACACUCACCAUAUCUGUCAAGAAGCUACCAGAAAUUAUCCUACCCGGUGAAAGGGAUGGAAAGAUUUGGAUGUGGCACAGGUGCCUGCGAUGUCCAAGAAUCAAUGGCUUUCCUCCUGCUACACAGAGAAUAGUAAUGUCUGAUGCUGCUUGGGGUUUAUCAUUCGGGAAAUUUUUGGAGCUCAGUUUCUCAAACCAUGCUGCAGCCAGCAGGGUGGCAAGCUGUGGCCAUUCUUUACACAGAGAUUGUCUUCGCUUUUAUGGAUUUGGGAGAAUGGUUGCUUGUUUUCGAUAUGCAUCAAUUGAUGUUCACUCUGUCUACCUUCCCCCACCCCAACUGAUUUUUGAUUAUGGGAAUCAGGAUUGGAUACAACAAGAAUCAGAUGAGGUGGUCAACCGAGCAGAGCUUUUAUUCUCUGAGGUUCUCAAUGGUCUUAGCCAUAUUGGAGAGAAUAGAUCUAGUGCAGUCCAAAGCAAUAAUGGCCUUAAAACAACUGAAUUAAGACGCCAAGUUGCUGAAUUGGAGGGGAUGUUACAAAAGGAGAAACUAGAAUUUGAGGAAACUCUUCAAAAAAUUUUGAACCAAGAAAAGAGAAAUGGCCAACCGGGGAUUGACAUUUUGGAAAUUAAUCGAUUAUGGAGGCAGCUACUUUUUCAAUCAUAUAUGUGGGAUCACCGCCUUAUUUAUGUAUCUAACUUAGUCAAUUCCAACAAUGAAAGUGAUUUAGGCAGUCCAAUUUCAGAGGAUAAGGACUUGGAGAAACCAAUCGAUGAAAAUCAGAUGGGCAUGGUCCCUAUGGCAGGGAGAGAAUUCAAUAGUGUAAAUUCUGUUAAUGAUGAUCCAAAGCUUUAUGAAAGCCCAAACCUUGAAGGAGAUGGAGUAGUUGAUGCAAAAAUUACCCAAGAGGAUGCAUUGCAUCAAGAAAUUGACAUGGCCAAAAGUAAAAAUCAUGAAAAAGAAGACAAUCAUAUUCUUUCAAACGCCAAAAGCAUUAGUGAUCCAUCUGACCUUUCAGAGCCUGAAGUGGGCGUCCGCAGAGCUCUCUCUGAUGGACCAUUUCCUAUCAUACCUAGUUUGUCUGAAACACUUGAUGCUAAAUGGACUGGUGAAAACCACUCAGGAUUUGGAAUUCAAAAGGACAACGCUUCUGUCAAUCCUGAUAUGUUUUUGACAGAUGCUUUGACGACCACUGUACAUAAAGAAACAUUCUAUCAAGGGGAUCGUGCAGAUGAUCAAAAUGGUGCGAAGAGUUUCUAUUAUCCUUCUAAAGGUCAUGAUAACGUGGAAGACUCUUCAAGUUGGUUAGGAAUGCCCUUCUUAAACUUCUAUCGCCAAUUUAACAAGAAUCUUUUUGCUAGUACACAGAAGCUUGAUACUCUAGUUGACUACAAUCCUGUUUAUAUGUCAUCCUUCCGGAACCAGGAUCUCCAGGGUGAGGCAAGGUUACUUCUGCCAAUUGGUGUCAAUGACACUGUAAUUCCAGUAUAUGAUGAUGAACCCUCAAGUAUUAUAGCUUAUGCCUUAAUGUCUCCAGAAUAUCAUCUCCAAUUGACUGAUGAAGGAGAAAGACCAAAAGAAGGAAUUGAGUUGAGUUCAUCAUAUUUUUCUGACUCAGGCACCUUCCAUUCAUUCUUAUCUGUUGACGAAACAGCUUUUGAUUCUCAGAAAAGUUUUGGAUCAAUAGAGGAAAUGAUACUUUCCAUGUCUGGGUCUCGUGCCUCAUCAAUGCUGGACCCAAUGUUAUAUUCAAAGGCUUUGCAUGCCAGAGUUUCCUUUGGAGAAGACGGUCCUCUUGGCAAAGUAAAAUAUUCAGUUACUUGUUACUAUGCCAAGCGUUUUGAAGCCUUAAGAAGGGUCUGUUGUCCUUCCGAGCUUGACUAUAUAAGGUCUCUGAGUCGCUGUAAGAAAUGGGGAGCUCAAGGUGGGAAGAGUAAUGUGUUCUUUGCAAAAACCUUGGAUGAUCGAUUUAUCAUCAAACAAGUUACCAAAACAGAGCUUGAAUCAUUCUUUAAAUUUGGUUCUGAAUACUUCAAAUACCUUUCUGAAUCCAUAGGCACAGGAAGUCCAACAUGCCUGGCAAAGAUUCUUGGCAUAUACCAGGUUACAUCAAAGCAUCUUAAAGGAGGGAAAGAAUCAAGGAUGGAUGUUUUGGUUAUGGAGAAUCUUUUGUUUCGGAGGACUGUGACACGACUGUACGAUCUUAAAGGGUCUGCCAGAUCUCGGUAUAAUGCAGACAGUAGCGGGAAAAACAAAGUUCUGCUGGACCAGAACUUGAUUGAAGCAAUGCCAACAUCUCCUAUUUUUGUAGGAAACAAAGCAAAGAGAUUGCUAGAGCGAGCGGUGUGGAACGAUACCGGUUUUCUGGCAUCAGUUGAUGUAAUGGACUAUUCUUUACUAGUUGGGGUGGAUGAAGAGAAGCAUGAGUUAGUUAUUGGAAUCAUUGAUUUCAUGAGGCAAUAUACUUGGGACAAACAUCUUGAAACAUGGGUGAAAGCUUCAGGCAUCCUUGGAGGACCAAAAAACACAUCUCCAACAGUGAUAUCACCAAAGCAAUACAAGAAAAGGUUCAGAAAAGCAAUGACCACUUAUUUUCUAAUGCUUCCAGAUCAGUGGUCUCCUCCAUCUAUGAAACCUAGUAAUUCUCAGUCUGAUUUAGGUGAAGACAACACACAACCUAGGACUCCCGCUGAAUGAUUCUUUGAUUUUGUGUUUAUGUAAAGGUCACUGCAAUUUGGGGAAUUAACUCCCACCACAUAAUUUUAUAUUAUUUUUUGCUUUUCCCUCUUAAAUGGUAUAGGAAUUCUUUUGGUUCAUUUGUAAUUUGGUCUUCUAGACAUUAUCAAUUAUUUGUUAGAAGAUACCAACAGAGGGGCUGCUAGCAGCCAAGGAUGUUUGUCUGGGGUAAAAAUAUUUGAUGGCCUCUGGAUGAAAUCUUUGUACAAAAUCCUAUAGUCAAUUUAUAGCUUGAAGUUAUAUAUAUAUAUAUAUAUACACAUAUAUAUAUCACUUAAAUUUGUUAAACGUGUUAUUGAAUAUCUCAAAUUUCAUUGCAACUACCAUAUUAUGUUGUUAGUCUGUUGAGGCAGUGACAAGAGGAAUAACAUUGAUUUUAAGUAUAAAUUAAUAGUUUU